Molecule: messenger RNA, 1389 nt
Organism: Hippocampus zosterae (dwarf seahorse)
Lineage: Eukaryota; Metazoa; Chordata; Actinopteri; Syngnathiformes; Syngnathidae
Product: THAP domain-containing protein 2-like
Exons: 7
Coding region: 83-1012 (309 amino acids)
Source: RefSeq, a predicted model, not a curated record
AUAGUAACUCUUUUAAUUGGUUCCUGAUUCUGACGCAUCUUAGGUUGUUAUCAAAAUCAGACAUGUUGUUUUGCUACAAGACAUGUGGUCCUUCGACUAUCGGGGUCGUUUGAAAACAAAUUGCUUCUAUGUUUGCAGGCAAGCGAGAUAUCUCGGAGGUACGAAGAUGCCCGAGUAUUGUGUUGCUCACGGUUGCAAAAAUGAGCGAAAUGCCGAGGUCAAGGCACGGAAAAUUACCUUUCACAAGUUUCCAAAAGAAAAACAUAAAAGGAGGCAAUGGGAAGUUGCCCUCAGGAGAAAAAACUUUGUAGCCAGUGACCACUCGGUGCUCUGCAGUGUUCAUUUUAAUCCGGAGGACUUUGACAGGACCGGCCAAACUGUCCGGCUUAGAGCUGGAGCCAUACCAUCCGUUUUCACCCUUCCGGCUCAUCUCCCAAAAGCUUCAAAGAGAACUAAAGAAUGUCUGGAACUCGAGUCGAUGGAUGUGUCUCAGGCUGUCUUGAAACCAGAUCCUGAGCCAAUUGUUGCCCGAAUGACGGAUGGUGACAGUAGGAUUAAUGAUGAGAUGAAGAAUGAUUCUCAGUCCCACACAACUGAUCACUCCUACACAUUGCCUCCUGCUUGCCUUCUAAAGAAAAGGCUCGAUGAAGCCCUAGCAAGAGUGGAGAGUCUGGAACGCGACAGCAGGAAUGCAAAAAUCAGGGAAAGUAGGGCGAAGCAAACGGUGCGCUGCCUGAUUGACGAACUGAAGGAGAAGGACCUCAUCAACAUAGAGCUACAAGACAGGCUUGAUUUUUACUCAGGUCUGAAACUUGACCUCCUUGAAAAAAAGGGCCACGAGUACUCUAAGGAUCAGCGAGAAUUUGCCCUCACGCUCCAUCUCCAUGGUCCAAAGGUGUAUGAUUACCUCCGCGACACUCUGCAACUUCCUCUCCCGCAUUCAAAGACUUUGCAAAAGUGGAUGGGACAACAACCCCAUGACAGGACAAUUCCAGACGAUUUACCAGCCUGAACACACUGGAUGAGGCAAUGUGAAAGCACAGGACAAGGCUGUGUUCCUGUCCGCCCUGCUCCAGUAGGUGAAGAACCGGAUUCUUUUUCAUACCCUUCUGCCUACAUACAUGCCAUCAUGAGUGACCAGAGCAACCUGCCCACCUGUUGGUUGGUCUGAUUGAAAUUGCCCUGGACUUAUUGAAAAUGCCCUGGUCUGCAUUUCUGGUGGCGUUGUUGUUUGAAAGAUGUUAAUAUUAUCUAAUGUAAAGUUUGUUGUUACCAUAUGCUUAAAAAGUAUUUUUUGAAGGAAAAACGUUUCCAAGCCACACUGGUUACUUGUACAAUAGCUACAUAUCAGUCACUUGUCAUAAAACUGCAUUAAAAUUGUUUCAAAAU